AUGAAAGACUUGGUUUGGACUAGGGCGGAUUCGAACCCCGGAUCAAUCGUACAGCCAGCGGAACCUCUAACCGACUGCGCUAUGCCCACUCCCUUCACUAGCCAUUGCCAUGUGAACGGAUUCGAACCUCCGAUAGAUCGUGUAGACACAGCUGGGCCUCUUACCGACUACGCUAUACCCGACCCUGGAAUAACCGAAAUACUAGCGCUCGGAAACUGGAAUGAGCGAGUUUCUCGAGAAUUUAUUCAGUCGAAUAUCAAAUGA
Necator americanus (New World hookworm) is the source of this 264-nucleotide messenger RNA. RefSeq lists its product as uncharacterized. The record is from RefSeq and is a predicted model, not a curated record. Bases 1 to 264 code for a protein of 87 amino acids. NCBI's taxonomy places the organism in Eukaryota, Metazoa, Nematoda, Chromadorea, Rhabditida, Ancylostomatidae. The transcript is spliced from 2 exons.